Molecule: messenger RNA, 1684 nt
Organism: Phymastichus coffea
Lineage: Eukaryota; Metazoa; Arthropoda; Insecta; Hymenoptera; Eulophidae
Product: cGMP-dependent protein kinase-like
Exons: 10
Coding region: 71-1684 (537 amino acids)
Source: RefSeq, a predicted model, not a curated record
UCUUUUAUGAUUUAUUAGCUGUUGACAAAUUUUUGCCAGUAGAAUCCGUAAGCCACGCCUGAAGUAUAACAUGACGGAUUAUCGAAGAAAGAGUACCGUGCGCGAUGCAUUUCGAAAAAGUAUAGCCGUGAAGACAAGCGCUAGAGUUGGAAAAUUAAAGGGCAAAUAUUUGUUUCGCGCCGCGGUGAGAUUGGUCAUUCAGUACAAAGAAUGGAUCGAAGAUGUGUCCGAGGAGAAAAUCGGCGACGACGUGACGGCCAAUGUCAAAUUGGCGCAACGCAAGAAAGUCAAAUCGGAGGACGAAGAGCUGACCCUCAAAGAUCGGGCGGUUCUUCUGACAGCGCCGGACAAACGCACGAAAGAAGACGUGGCUCACAUCGAGCGUCUUUUGCGCGACAUCAAAGCUUUCAAAAGGUAUCCGGAAAAGGUUCGAGAGUCUUUGGCUUCAGAAUGCGCUUAUCAAUACGUGCCCGCGGGUAGAACUAUUACACGGCAAGGACACGAAACCAGAGCCUUGUAUUACAUUGUCAAGGGACAGGUGCAAAUUUUCAAAGACGAAGCUGACAGCCUAACCGGUGAACUUCGACGAAUCGACGUUGGAAUAUUAGUACCUGGGGAUGUAUUUGGCGAAAUCGCCCUUCUGCACAAGAUCCCACGGACCGCAACUGUAGUGAGCAAAACCGCCACCGACUUGUUGAUCAUCCAAAAACGGGCGUUCAAUGCGCAUGUGAGGAGCGUACUUUUGGAAGAAUGGGCCGUAUUGAAGGACGCUCUGGUUAAUUUCAAUUAUUUCAAGGGAUGGACUGACGACACCAUGCUAGAAUGUUGUAUUUUAAGCAAGAUCGUUACUUUCAAACCUAACGAGAUUGUUCUGGGCGACGGUAAAGGCAUGAUCCAUUACGUAUACUUUUUACUGUCUGGAGAAUGCCGUUUGAUCGAGCACAUGUUGAUUGAAAAACGACGAGUAGGAAAAACAGUAAAGUACAAGAUGUUCAAGUCGGACCAAGAUGACGUCAAUCCUCGUCAGCGUGUCGGACGAGCCGCAAAAAUUGAUCUUUCCGAAAGUAAUCUACAAAGUCUGAUUAUGGAAAGUGUUCCUGAAUUGCAGAAUACGUCUGACGUGGCAAAUAGAGAACCGUCGUCGGCAGCAGAUUACAUCAAGAUGGUAUCUGAGAAAAAAUCCAAUACCGCUAUGGAUCGACUCAGCGUCACAACUGUCACACUUCAAGACGUUAUUAAUCAGUGGCACGAGAUAACCGAUACGGUGGAAAUGCUCAUGAAAAAGUUAUCUGUAUCGAGUUUGCGUAGGUAUCCUCCGCACGUCCAGACUGUGUUCAUGCAGAUUUGUAUCUUCUAUCGGGGAGCUUGCUUUGGCUUAGGCGAGCAGAUGAAAAACCGCAGAAUCGUAUCGAUCACGGGCACCAAGUGUUUGUUAAUUCCACGUUAUUGGCUUACCCAGCACAACCGAGCGAAUAUCUGGGAAAGAGUCAAGCACUUUAUGAACUCCAAGUUACUCGGAGAUAAAGAACUGUUUCGAAAAUAUGUUGAGAAUCGAAAGUGGGCAAAAUACAGAAGAGAAUACUGCGAAAAUGUCUUGACGAACGGGCGAAUCAUACCAAAUGAUAAUAAAAUCUAUAACGUGCCUUACUCAAUUAGAAUUAACGAAAAUAUUGUUGACGAGUAA